Sporothrix schenckii 1099-18 is the source of this 1956-nucleotide messenger RNA. RefSeq names its product vacuolar sorting protein 1. Gene Ontology annotation, molecular function: GTP binding; GTPase activity; microtubule binding. Gene Ontology annotation, cellular component: membrane; cytoplasm; microtubule. The transcript has 2 exons. Gene Ontology annotation, biological process: peroxisome organization. NCBI's taxonomy places the organism in Eukaryota, Fungi, Ascomycota, Sordariomycetes, Ophiostomatales, Ophiostomataceae. The coding region runs from base 1 to 1956 and encodes 651 amino acids. The record is from RefSeq and is a predicted model, not a curated record.
AUGACUGACGACGACGACAGCAAUGGACCCCCGAAACUAACACGCUCCAGCCUUCCCCGAGGAUCCGGCAUCGUCACACGGCGGCCGCUCGUACUGCAGCUCAUCAACCGCCCAGCAGGCAGCCAGGUGAACGGCGUCAAGGACGACAUCGCCAACACCACCGACAAGGCCGCCAACGCCGACGAAUGGGGCGAGUUCCUGCACAUCCCCGGCCAGAAGUUCUUUGAUUUCAACAAGAUCCGCGACGAGAUCAGCCGCGAGACCGAGGCCAAGGUCGGCCGCAAUGCCGGCAUCUCCCCCGCCCCCAUCAACCUGCGCGUCUACUCGCCCAACGUCCUCAACCUGACCCUCGUCGAUCUGCCCGGCCUGACCAAGGUCCCCGUCGGCGACCAGCCCCGCGACAUUGAGCGCCAGAUCCGCGACAUGGUCAUGAAGUUCAUCUCCAAGCCCAACGCCAUCAUUCUCGCCGUCACCGCCGCCAACCAGGAUCUCGCCAACUCCGACGGCCUCAAGCUCGCCCGCGAGGUCGACCCGGAGGGCCAGCGCACCAUUGGCGUCCUGACCAAGGUCGAUCUGAUGGACGAGGGCACCGAUGUCGUCGACAUUCUGGCCGGCCGCAUCAUCCCUCUGCGCCUCGGCUACGUCCCGGUCGUCAACCGCGGCCAGCGCGACAUUGACAACAAGAAGCCCAUCCAGAUGUCCCUCGAGGCCGAGAAGAACUUUUUCGAGACGCACAAGGCGUACCGCAACAAGAGCUCCUACUGCGGCACGCCCUACCUGGCCCGCAAGCUCAACCUGAUCCUGCUCAUGCACAUCAAGCAGACCCUGCCCGACAUCAAGGCCCGCAUCGCCGGCUCCCUGCAAAAGUACUCGGCUGAGCUCGAGAGCCUGGGCCCCUCCAUCCUGGGAAACAACGCCAACGUCGUGCUCAACAUCAUUACCGAGUUCACCAACGAGUGGCGGACCGUCCUCGACGGCAACAACACCGAGCUGUCGAGCACAGAGCUGUCGGGCGGUGCCCGCAUCUCCUUUGUGUUCCACGAGCUGUACUCCAACGGUGUCAAGGCCAUUGACCCCUUUGACCAGGUCAAGGACGUCGAUAUCCGCACCAUUCUGUACAACUCGUCCGGCUCGUCGCCCGCGCUGUUUGUCGGCACCACCGCCUUUGAGCUGAUUGUCAAGCAGCAGAUCAAGCGCCUGGAGGAGCCCAGCCUCAAGUGCAUCUCGCUUGUCUACGACGAGCUCGUGCGCAUCCUGACCAACUCGCUCAGCAAGGCCCUGUUCCGCCGCUACCCGCAGCUGAAGGAAAAGAUUCACGCCGUCGUGAUCGCCUUCUUCAAGAAGGCCAUGGAACCCACCAACAAGCUGGUGCGCGACCUCGUGUCUAUGGAGGCCUGCUACAUCAACACGGGCCACCCCGACUUCCUGAACGGCCACCGCGCCAUGGCCAUUGUCAACGAGCGCCACAACCCCUCCAAGCCCGUCCAGGUCGACCCCAAGACGGGCAAGCCGCUGCCCCCCUCUGCCACGCCUGCCCGCGCCGCCAGCCCCACGCUCGACGGCGACAAGGAGAGCGGCUUCUUUGGCAGCUUCUUUGCCGCCAAGAACAAGAAGAAGGCCGCCGCCAUGGAGGCCCCGCCCGCCAUGCUCAAGGCGUCCGGCACGCUCUCGGAGCGCGAGAACGUCGAGGUCGAGGUGAUCAAGCUGCUGAUUCAGUCCUACUACAACAUUGUCAAGCGCACAAUGAUUGACAUGGUCCCCAAGGCCAUUAUGCUGACCCUUGUCCAAUUCACGAAGGACGAGAUGCAGCGCGAGUUGCUCGAGAACAUGUACCGCACGGACGCGCUCGACGACCUGCUCAAGGAGAGCGACUACACCGUGCGGCGGAGGAAAGAAUGCCAGCAGAUGGUAGAAGCCCUGGCCAAGGCCAGCGAGGUCGUGUCGCAGGUGCAGUAA